AUGUCAGUGGACAGACCUAAACCCUAUACAUUUGUUAUCAGAGGCCUCCAGUGGACAACUGUAAUUGAAAGGACGUUUCAUGUGGAAACAGAGCAAGAAAGGGAAGACUGGGUAGCAGCGAUCAGAUAUGUAGCAGAUAGGUUAGCAAAUGAAGAAAAUCAACAACAAGAACAACCACAAAUGCAACAAUCUUCUUCCUCGGAAGAUGUUGAUAUGGAAUCGUCAGUAGGUGCUAGGUCUGACUCUUGUAGUUCCUUAGGUGUUGUAUCUUCUGAUAUAGACGGUGGUAGUAUCGAUGAAUUAUCAGCAAAGUUCAGUGUCCAAGGAACUUCAAGUAGUAAAAGUACCGGCAAGAAGAAAGUAACGCUGGAAAAUUUUGAAUUUUUAAAAGUUUUGGGGAAAGGAACGUUUGGAAAGUCUUUGAAAUACAGUUUUCAAACGGCGGACAGGUUGUGUUUUGUUAUGGAAUAUGUUAACGGUGGUGAAUUAUUUUUCCAUUUGAGUCGAUCACGGGUAUUUGGCGAAGAUCGUACUCGAUUUUAUGGAGCAGAGAUUAUAUCGGCCUUAGGUUACUUGCACUCGCAAGGCAUUAUAUACCGUGAUCUCAAAUUGGAAAAUCUCCUUUUGGAUAAAGAUGGGCAUAUUAAAAUUGCUGACUUUGGUUUAUGCAAGGAGGAUAUUACAUAUGGAAGAACAACAAAGACAUUUUGCGGAACACCAGAGUAUUUGGCACCAGAAGUACUUGAAGAUAACGAUUAUGGACGAGCUGUGGAUUGGUGGGGUGUAGGUGUAGUCAUGUAUGAAAUGAUGUGUGGUCGAUUACCUUUUUAUAACAAAGAUCAUGAAAAGCUAUUUACGCUUAUUUUAUUGGAAGAAGUAAGGUUUCCUAGGACGAUUAGCAAUGAAGCAAGAGAGAUGCUUGGUGGUAAAUACUACAAAUUUCAAUAA
This is a messenger RNA of Atta colombica, 948 nucleotides long. RefSeq names its product RAC serine/threonine-protein kinase (gene Akt). The transcript is spliced from 5 exons. Lineage: Eukaryota; Metazoa; Arthropoda; Insecta; Hymenoptera; Formicidae. Gene Ontology annotation, molecular function: protein kinase activity; ATP binding. Gene Ontology annotation, biological process: protein phosphorylation. Bases 1 to 948 code for a protein of 315 amino acids. The record is from RefSeq and is a predicted model, not a curated record.